Molecule: messenger RNA, 1947 nt
Organism: Corticium candelabrum
Lineage: Eukaryota; Metazoa; Porifera; Homoscleromorpha; Homosclerophorida; Plakinidae
Product: tRNA wybutosine-synthesizing protein 4-like
Exons: 12
Coding region: 462-1898 (478 amino acids)
Biological process (GO): wybutosine biosynthetic process; tRNA methylation
Molecular function (GO): tRNA methyltransferase activity; protein binding
Source: RefSeq, a predicted model, not a curated record
CAAAUAUUAUACGAAAAACAGUGUGAUAAGAUUUCUUGAAUUAACUUGUGCAAUAGACUGGAAGUCUCUACUUGGGUGUCUUUGUAAUCAUUUUGCAGAGAAAUUCAUCAAAUUGCUUCGCCUGUGUCACACAUAGUUUAACUGAUAUUUGUGGACCUGUACAAUCAUUGUUGAUCACAGUUCUCAUCCAAGAACCGUAAAUGUUUGAAAAACUUUAAAGCACCUGUCCGAACCAACACUCAGAGGCCAUUAUUUGGCAAAAACACACAACACACUUGGUGAAAUUAUAAUUAAUAUUUUGUUAAUAGGUCAUCAACUGUAAUUGAGUGGACUGCGAGAACGUUUCCUAAGUCGAUGUUUGUGACCUAUGAGCAAGUAGCACGAGUCGUUAUUGUUGUGAACUGAAUGUAAUAUUUAGUCUGCUAUGCAAGGUUCAUCCAACAGACGGAUUCGGUAGAGUUAUGAUGUCUCACUUCGAAACGUGUCAAUCACCUCUGAAAAACAUUAUUUCCUACCCGACUCCUAGAGAUCAAGAGGAGAGAUACAUGUCACUGGGGUUUGAGACGUCUCGUGCAUUCAACAUGAAUUAUUUUUACUUCAAGAUUCUCGACGAUUAUGAACGGGAUCGUGUUCGUCAUCUGGAGCAGUUUGAUGAGUUUGAGGAGUGGCAUUUGAAAUGCAGUCACUACGUGUUGAUUAUGUCAGUGAAAGGAAUUAAGGCAGGAGAGCAACUGACACGCUUAGACAGCCUAUUGCCGAGUACAAAUGGUUGGAAAUGGGAGUCACUUUUAACUGCAAAGUGCAUUACAUCGACUCACCUUCAGAGGUUUGGUCAUGCCUCUGCUUGUUCUGGUUCUGGUGAUAUUGUUGUCUUUGGAGGGUUUGGACUUGACGGCAAGCAACAUGCUCGUCUCAGUUCAGCUUCGCUUGUAAGCAAUUACGAACGCGAGUGUGGAGGUGCUGUCAACUGUUUGAAUCUACCCAUACAUUGUAUUGGAGCUACGUCGGAUAGUAUACCUUCUCUUAUAUUUCAUUCCUUGACAGCUUUGGGCAACGAGCAUUUUUUGGUUGCUGGUGGGCGUGGUUCUCCACUUGCUCCAUCAUCUGCAUUUUAUUUCUUAUCUCUGAAAUAUAACGAACAUGCUGGUGAUGACGCCAGUUUUUUGAAUGAGAGUAAACCUAAGAAGGAUGUGGUCUUGGAAUGGACAGAAUUAGAAAUGUGUGGGGAUCCUAUUGUUGGUCGCUGGAGACAUUCCGCAAGCUUGAUUUCAACAGAAGAUGAUGAUAAGUGUGUUUUUCUGUUUGGUGGCCGAACAAGUAAUUUUGUGUUGGAUGAUGCUGUAGAAAUUAAUGUCAAAACAAGGACAAUUAAUAUGCUGGAGAACGUCGGAGUCGUGCCAGGUGCCAGACACUCUCACAGUGCUGCUGUUUAUAAUCAAGAGAUUAUUGUGUCCGGUGGACUGACUGAAUCUGAGACAGCUCUUUCUGAUGUUUAUGUUGUACAAAUUUUGAUGCGAGGCAGCAAGAAGGCUGCAGUUUGGGAGAAAGUGGAUUUAGUACCUGCUAUUGAACCACGGUACUGUCACACCAGCCAUGUUUGUGGUGACUUCCUUUUUCUAGUCGGUGGCAUUCAGAUGAUUGGUGGUGGAUGUGGAGGUCUUACCAUUAUCAAUAUGAGAUUGCACUCAGCUAUUUCAUUUCACUUACCAGAUUGUAGUCCUGGUAAGCCGAUUCUUCUUCACAAGCACACAAGCGAGCUGUUGUGGGACAGAGACAAGAGAACUGGUAGGAUUUUAAUAAUUGGUGGCGGUGGCACUUGUUUCUCAUUUGGGACUCAUAUAAAUUGCGGAAUUUUUAUCGUAGAACUUGAUAGAGAAUUUGCUUUGGCAUUUAAUUAAUGUAGGAUUUUGUAAUGAAUGAUAGGAUGUGUAUUUGUAUGUGUACUAU